Molecule: messenger RNA, 198 nt
Organism: Ordospora pajunii
Lineage: Eukaryota; Fungi; Microsporidia; Ordosporidae
Exons: 1
Coding region: 1-198 (65 amino acids)
Source: RefSeq, a predicted model, not a curated record
AUGGUGGUAUUGCUUGAAUGCACAUGCAUCUUCGAUUUGAAGACACUUAACAGCCUAAGAAGCAUCUUAGAUGCAUAUUUUGUGACUUUUAUCAUUUGCUUGAUGAACGAGGAUGUUAACAGAAGAAAGUAUGUGUUGACCAGGACCACUUCCCACCAUUCAAGUAUGCAUAUUCCCAUUUCUAGUGUGUAUCUGUAA